UGUUUGGUUUUCCUACAACCAACGAAGUGCUGUCAAAGGACCUGCACGAUUUCCGCAGAUCUACAAACGACGUGUCGCGCUGUGUUAACUCUGUUAAUGAGUUGGAGAUCUUUGAAAAUCUGUGAGGGCAGGGACAAGCUUUCCCUGGACCUGAGCGUUUUCUGCCUGCCUGCGAGUGGCUACGUGUAAUUCAAGGGAAAAUGGCAGAUAGGAGAAUUAAUAAUGUUGCCAACACCAGUGCAAAUUUACUGUUCAGCGGCGCUCCGGAGUUUAACUUCAACCUGCCUUUCAUGCCAGUGAGUCAGGCCACUGGUCCGGCGGUAUUGUCAGGAGAAGACUCGACUGAUGUUGGAGAAGAAGACAGCUUUCUAGGACAGAGCUCUGGGAAUGGGACAGCCCCCUCUACAUUCAACUACUUUUCCAGCCCCUCAACCAGCAGUGACCCGUUCGCAGCCAUCGGCCAGGCACCAUGCCCCCCGCCGGCCCUCUCCGCAGCCCCAACAUCAGCAGGGCCCGUUUCUGUUCCCAGCAGUAUGGGCAUGGCUCCGGUGGCCCCUCCAGCUUCACACAUGAACCCCGCUCCUCAGGCGUUUGGCAAUGCAGUUUACCAGAGCCCUAUGGGCCGUCACACUCCUCCCCCCGCCUCAAUGACCCCACCACCUCCCCAGAUGCAGCAACAGAGUCAUAACCCGUACCGACACACCACCAGCAGCAGCAGAGCCAGUCCCUAUAUUCCAUCUCCAGAGGUCCUGCCGCCAACACACACACCUCAGCAGAAUCCAUACUCCCUUGGCUCUCCGCCGCAGACAUUCCCUAUGUCCGGCCCCUCAUUCACAAAGCCUCCUCCCACACAGUACCAAGGGCCUCCGCCUCCACCCACCGCUGCCGGAGCCGUGGUUCCUGCUGGUCCCAUGAUGCAAUACAACUACAACAUCUACGAGCCUGUUCAGCCUCACUGGUUCUACUGCAAGCAAGUGGAGUCAAAGAGCGUCUGGCUUCCUUUCAGCAUCAUUGACUCCCUUCAGCUGGAGGAGACGUAUAACUCAGUUCAACCAGACCCAGAGAAUGUGAUCAUACGUACGGAUGGAGGGCGUUACGACGUGCAGCUUUAUGACCGCAUGCGCUCCUCGGUGUUCUGGGAAGAGGAGCCCACGGAGGUCCGGCGCUGCAGCUGGUUCUACAAGGGGGACACGGACAGUCGCUUCAUUCCUUACUCUGAGGAGUUUAGUGAGAAGCUGGAGGGAGAAUAUAAGAAGGCUGUGUCCACCAACCAGUGGCACCGCAGACUGGAGUUUCCAUCUGGGGAGACUAUUGUCAUGCACAAUCCGAAGGUGAUUGUGCAGUUUCAAGCAUCCUCCAUGCCAGAUGAGUGGGGCACGACUCAGGACGGGCAGACCCGGCCCCGAGUGGUGAAGAGAGGGAUCGAUGAUGACCAUGAUGAAGUGCCAGACGGGGAGCUCCCGUCAGUGGAUCAUCUGGUGUUCAUGGUUCAUGGAAUCGGUCCCGUGUGUGACCUGAGGUUCAGGAGCAUGGUGGAGUGCGUGGACGACUUCCGCAGCGUGUCUCUGAAGCUGCUGCACAGUCACUUUAAGAAGAAUCUGGACGAGCAGACCAUCAGCCGGGUGGAGUUCCUCCCUGUGCAGUGGCACACGGCUCUGCAUGGAGAUGCUACCGGGGUGGACAGGAGGAUCAAGAAGAUCACGUUGCCAAGCACUGGACGUUUACGUCACUUUACAAACGAGACUUUGUUAGACGUGCUUUUCUACAACAGUCCCACUUACUGCCAGACCAUCAUGGACACAGUUUCCCACGAGAUUAACCGACUGUACGCCCUGUUCAUGCAGAGGAACCCCAACUACAGAGGUCGCAUAUCAGUUGCUGGACACAGCUUGGGUUCUCUGAUUCUCUUCGACCUGUUGUCAAAUCAGAAGAACGCCUCCUCUGCACCGACCAUGCCAAUCAUACCCACUGCCAACGGAGAAAGCAAACAGGUGGCAGCCCCCGUGACGCAGGGAAACAAUGCGGCCACCCCUCCAGCUGUGGGAGAGGAGCCAAAAGAGGAUGAGGAGGAGUUAGAGGAUCUCUCCGCCAUGCUAGAAAAUCUGGGCUUGUCUGAGUACAAGAGCACCUUUGAUGAGGAGAAGAUUGAUGCAGAAUCUUUUCUGAUGUGUACAAUCGACGACAUGAAAGAGAUGGCAAUCCCGCUGGGUCCCCGGAAAAAGAUCGCCAAGUUUGUCAAAGAGAGGGAGAAUAAGCAGGCUGCACGUCAGGCGGCCCGGGAGAAGAAAGCCGAGGUCAGCCAGGCUGCGGCGCCCCCCCCACCAGCUGCCGAAGCUCCCCCCGAGUCCUCUGUGCUCCCAGUGGGCAACAGCAUGCACGUCCACGUCGACUACGACUACUUUGAAGUUGGCACUGGACAGGUGUCGGUGGUCUACCACGCUCUGGACUUUGAGCCGAUGAAUUUCUUCGCCCUGGGUUCUCCCAUCGGCAUGUUCCUGACGGUCCGAGGACUGGAGAAGAUCGAGGAGGCGUACCAGCUUCCCACGUGCAAGGGGUUCUUCAAUAUCUACCAUCCGUUGGACCCGGUGGCCUACAGGAUUGAACCCAUGAUAUUACCAGACAUGGACUUCAAGCCUGUGCUGGUCCCACAUCACAAAGGGAGGAAGAGGCUUCAUCUUGAGCUGAAGGAGAGCCUCACCAGGAUGGGCUCGGACCUGAAGCACGGCUUCAUCAGCUCCCUGCGGACCGCCUGGCAGACCCUCAACGAUUUUGCACGCGCUCACACUUCCUCCGCUCAGCUCCAGGCUGAGCUGGCCAUGGUAGCCAAUCAAAUCGAACAACAGGAGCUGCAAGCGCGGGAGGGGGAGGCAGAGGGUGAGGGGGACGAGCAUAAGAUCAGUGAGAGCCCCGAGCCCCCCCGAGAGGAGGAGCCUCAGGUGAAGGUGGGGAUGCUGAACGGAGGCAAUCGCAUCGACUACGUCCUGCAGGAGAAGCCCAUCGAGAGCUUCAACGAGUACCUGUUCGCCCUCCAGAGUCACCUCUGCUACUGGACGUCUGAAGACACAGCACUGCUGAUUCUCAAAGAGAUCUACAAGACCAUGGGGGUCCAUCCAGAACAGUUUGCACAUUAAUCAACUAAGUCUGAAAACGAUUCCCUUUGGUUUAUGUCAUUUCAUUUUUCCUUGAUUUAGAUUUUUCUAAUUUCUCUUAUUUUCUAUUCUUGUAGUUUAUUGUAUUCAGAUGAAGAAAACAAUUGUAGUAUGCCAUUUGUCUUGAAUUAUGAAAAAUAGAAAUGAGCUGGUAGAUUCAAAGACACUUGACAUGUUUGAUAUGACAUUUUUAUAGUAGAAUUAUAGAACUGGGCAAGUUUACUUCAGAUAUUUAUCUUCAAAUCAAAUACUUACAGCAGAAAUGACUUAGCAGCUGAUACUGUAGCCUUCUGUAUUUUAUUUAAUGUCCACCAUUUUAAAAAAUAAAUCAUUUCCUCGCAUAA
Gymnodraco acuticeps is the source of this 3493-nucleotide messenger RNA. It is a transcript of the gene sec23ip, whose product is annotated as SEC23 interacting protein. The coding region runs from base 201 to 3131 and encodes 976 amino acids. The record is from RefSeq and is a predicted model, not a curated record. Gene Ontology annotation, cellular component: COPII-coated ER to Golgi transport vesicle. NCBI's taxonomy places the organism in Eukaryota, Metazoa, Chordata, Actinopteri, Perciformes, Bathydraconidae. The transcript has 18 exons. Gene Ontology annotation, molecular function: protein binding; metal ion binding.